AUGGCGCAUCUUACGAAUCCUCUUGUGACCCCUGAGCAGCUCGUGUCAUCCACGCGUAUCAAUGAUGCGCUUCCUCGAUCUGCUCAGGACCUAAUCCGCUUCUCCACUGCUAGACUCACACAAGCAGCUGGCAUCCUUCUCCGGCUUCCACAGAGUGUCAGUGCCCAGGCGGUUGUGGUACUUUACAGAUAUUGGGCGAUUGAAGAAUUGACACGCGAUGAAUUUAAGGAUAUCUCAGCAGCUGUGGUUUAUUUAACAGCCAAAGUUUCAGCGCACCCGCGCUCUCUUCGGUCUAUUGCAAACGUCUACACCUACCUCUACUCCUCCUCCUCGGCUUUAGCGUCAGUCCAGUCGCCGGAUUCAAAGAGCCCGCCUGACCCAGCGACUUAUUAUUUAAGUCCUAGCUCAUACACGAGUUUUACGAACCGCAUUUUACUACUGGAAGGUCACGUUUUGAACGCUCUAGGUUUCGGCGUGCACGUGGCCCUACCUCACCCCCUGGCGAUCACCUACCUCCAGACGAUGGACAUCUUCUCCGCCGCAUACUCGAAAUCUACAGGUCCCAAGCUCGCGCGCCGCGCUAUAGCUCUCUUAAAUACGGCACUACUGUCUCCUCAGAUGCUGUAUCUCACACAUCAACCAAAUGCACUGGCAGUUGCAGCAAUCUACUUAGCCGCAAGAGAGGAAGGUGUGAAUUUGCCAAGUGUGGAAUGGUGGGAGGUCUUCGACGUCGAACGCGAAGAGCUGGGCUUUCUCGUCGUCGCUUUUCUGAGCCUCCAGGGCUGGUGCGCAGAGAUGGGUAAGGAAGCUAUAGGGGCGAUAAGGAAAGUGGACAUUGCGAAGUUGGCUGGGAGAGAGGUCGAUGAGGAAGCGGAGAUGGCGAUGAUGCUGGACGAGAAACCUGUUUGA
Messenger RNA from Pseudogymnoascus verrucosus, 909 nucleotides. RefSeq lists its product as uncharacterized. The transcript is spliced from 2 exons. Gene Ontology annotation, cellular component: nucleus. Lineage: Eukaryota; Fungi; Ascomycota; Leotiomycetes; Thelebolales; Thelebolaceae. Gene Ontology annotation, molecular function: cyclin-dependent protein serine/threonine kinase regulator activity. Gene Ontology annotation, biological process: regulation of transcription by RNA polymerase II. The record is from RefSeq and is a predicted model, not a curated record. The coding region runs from base 1 to 909 and encodes 302 amino acids.